AUUUAUAUUGAGGAUUUGUUGUUGUAUUAGUGAAGUUUGUGUUUCCAACUAGUUCUUAUCGGCACUUCUUAAUCAUCUUCUUAAUCGGAGACUAUCGGAGAGUAGAUUAAUCUAAACUGUAACUUAACUAAAUGCAUUAUGUCAUGAAGAAAAUUAAGUGAUGAAUCGAUAUUGAAUGGGAGAUGGGAACUAGACAACUUUAUUUGCAAAAACAAUAUUAAAAAGCAGUGUAAGAUUUGUAUGCAAGUUUUGUCUUUGAGUAAAGAAUACAAUGUUAAACGACAUUAUACCUACUACUUUACACGAAGCGGUGGUGUACAUCACAAUCGAUAGGAGAAAAAAACAAAAUAGCUAUUUUAAUAGAGUUGGUAGAAAUUUCAUUUUUCACAGACAACACUCAUUAGCGGACUAAUAUUUUGUUUGAGAUUUUGACAUGUCAACCAACGAUAUCAUUGGCGAUGUCGAAUAACACUAACAAAAAUUCGGAUAAUUCCGUUAAUAAUAACACAGCUGAGUCGUUCGACGUUAACUGGGAUGUUGAGAAAUACAGGGAUGAACACGAAUGCGAAGAUCAUUGGCAAUUACGCAAAGCUUUCAUGGAAAAAUGGAAGAACAAUUUCCCCGAGGAAAGACUAGUUUGUUUGGCUCGAGUAUACACUAAUAUUGAAUUUAUGGGCUGUAGAUAUCCACCGCCAGUCAUGCAACAGAUCGCCCAACUCUCUUUUGAGGCUGGGCGACAAUACAGAGAGAAAAGGAAAUCAAAAUUGCAACGCACAUUUGUCUCUGCAUCAACAGCAGCAGAGGACAGAGCUCGAGGAGUGAAACGUGUUGGAGGAGAAAUAGUUGAAGAUAAACCAAAAUCUGCACGAAUAGCAUUCGUACCACAAGGAAAACUUGUAGAUGAUAAUGAAAAAGAAAAGGAUUCUGAUAGAGAUGACGAAAAUGAGGGUUCGGAUAACGAAAUGGAAAUUAAUAAGAAAUCUUUUGAGUCAACCACUACACCAAGUGAAAAAAAACAGUUGGAAACUGAAGAUUACCUUACGGAAAUGUCUAAGAUAAAAUGUUUAGAUGUCAGAUUGUUUAGGGAAAACAUGUUUCAGACUUCAUUUGGACGUAUGGUGCUGCUAAUAAGACCUUGGGCUAGAAAAAUGUGGAAUAUACAGACUAGUUGUCAAGUAUGUGGAUUAAAUAUAACAAAUGGUUAUGAAAAUAAGAGCUACACAUUGUGUAUCAAUCAGAAGCUGUUGGCGCAGGCGUCCGGCGAAACCAAGAUUGAGGCGAAGAAUGCAGCUGAAAUUAUAGCUUGGGAGAGACUAAAGCGUGAAGUGGUGUGCUUGUUGAUAAAAGAGCAGUUUCUAGCUCAAGGCGACGCUCGAAUCAGUAUGAGCGAUGUCUCCGGUAAGAAGAGAGAAGAUGUCUUCGGUACACCCGUUGAUAACUCCGUUGCUAUGAAAAUGAUGAAAAUGAUGGGUUGGCAAGGUGGAGGGUUGGGUGUCGACGCGCAAGGCAUAGCGGAACCUAUAAAACCUAACUUGCAGAUGGUAAAUAGAGCUGGUUUAGGCAGUGCUCAAGGCGUGAAAGACCUUCGAAGGGCUGCCCAAGCGUUAAUGCAACGCUACAUAGCAUCAGACACGAUAGAUUUGGACCUCGUCUUCACAAAUGACUUCGCGAAACCGGAGCGAGCGACACUACAUCAGGUAGCUCAAAGAAUGGGCCUGGCUUCCAGGAGUUAUGGAGAAGGUGAAGAGAGAUUUUUAGUAGUAAAGAAGAAAUUGAAUCCAUUCUCUUUGGUUCGUGCCGUUAUCGAGAAAGGAGGUGUGACGCCGAAAUAUCAAGUGUUCUUACCAGAAAGUCUUAUGCAGACUGGCAUACGUUGAUCUGUGAUCAUCAU
Molecule: messenger RNA, 1891 nt
Organism: Spodoptera exigua (beet armyworm)
Lineage: Eukaryota; Metazoa; Arthropoda; Insecta; Lepidoptera; Noctuidae
Source: the annotation of a GenBank genome assembly